CUUUGGUGUUUGAAGAUGUUGCAUCUCUGUAUGUGGCCUGAGUGAUUCCAUGUUGUGGUUUCUCAUUAUCAUGUGGUAUAUCACAUCUGGAAAUCUCCCUUCUCAUAUAUAAUUGUGAGAUAUGACAAUUCAUUGCCGUGUUUGAUUCUCACAUACCACGAGUUUUAGGGAGGAGACAGAGUGCAUUUUCUGAGUGAGGCAGGUCUCACUCUUCUUGAUAUGGCUUCAGAAAUCACCUAUGCAGAAGUGAAGUUCAAGAAUGAAUCCAACUCCUCAGGCACCUACUCAGAUUCUGCUACAGCUCCCAAAGUGAAGCCCACCCCUCCUCUAAGUAAGCCUGGCUGCCCUUCGCUGCUCUUCACAUCACUGAUGGCACUUUUCCUGCUGUUGGCCAUCUCAUUCUUGGCUGCUUUUAUCUUUUAUUUUCAAAAAUACUCUCAACUUUUUGAAGAAAAAAAAGCUAUAAGAGAUCUAACUCACAAAGAAUUGAACUGCACAAAAGACAGUCCACCAAUGGAUGAUAGAGUCUGGAGCUGUUGCCCAAAGAAUUGGAAGCCAUUUAGUUCCCACUGCUACUUCACUUCCACUGACUCAGCAUCUUGGAGAGAAAGUGAGGAGAAGUGCUCCAGCAUGGGUGCUCAUCUGAUGGUGAUCCACAGCCAGGAAGAGCAGAAUUUCAUCACCAAUACCCUGCAUUCUAAAGCUGCUUAUUAUAUUGGGCUUUCUGAUGCAGGUCACCGACAGUGGCGAUGGGUUGAUCAGACACCAUACAAUGAAAGUGCCACGUUCUGGCACCCAGGUGAGCCCAGCAGUGACAACGAACAAUGUGUUAUAAUAAAUCAUCCAUAUUCUAGUUGGGGCUGGAAUGACGUCCCUUGCAGUGGUAAACAGAAAUCAGUUUGUCAGAUGAAGAAAAUAUACUUAUGAAUCAAUCAUUCUUCAUAGACAUGGGAUUACAUUUUUAUCAACCAUUACAUGAAGACUUGGAAAGAUCUUCUUGUAGAAGAGAUGUCCAUAGAAAUUUAGGUAGGCAGCCAAAAGUUUUACAUAUGAUAAUACUUGUUCACAUAUAUACUUAUACUUAUUUAUUCAUCCUUUACUCUUUAUAUAAUGAGAA
This is a messenger RNA of Peromyscus californicus insignis, 1117 nucleotides long. Its product is annotated as C-type lectin domain family 4 member A-like. The record is from RefSeq and is a predicted model, not a curated record. The coding region runs from base 220 to 927 and encodes 235 amino acids. Lineage: Eukaryota; Metazoa; Chordata; Mammalia; Rodentia; Cricetidae. The transcript is spliced from 7 exons.